This is a messenger RNA of Candidula unifasciata, 729 nucleotides long. The record is from the annotation of a GenBank genome assembly. NCBI's taxonomy places the organism in Eukaryota, Metazoa, Mollusca, Gastropoda, Stylommatophora, Geomitridae.
AUGUCUACUGUUCCACUAAAAUCUGUCGGAUUCUAUUUGCACACAGCCCAGCCCUGCCCGCUGCACGGAUUGGUGCCGAUGUUCCUGAGCUCACUAGAGAUGUUCAUGCUGACUGCCUUUCUUUGGUUCAUGUUUGCAGCGGACACGAUGGCGGAGAGCGGUACAAUGACCAUUGCAGGAUGUCGCGUCAGGCCUCUGUCACAUCCCCCAGAUUUAACUGGAGAAGCCAGAUGCCAGUGGUAUCUUGGACAAAUUGGGGCUUGCCAGCACGUUAACUUUAACGGCGACACAACCAUCUCACAGACCUACAGAGCCAAAGCCACAGAACUGGGCUGUCUCGCGGCAACCACAAGCAAGUUCAAGUCCACUCAAGGGGCCACCACGAGUGAGGUCAAGUCCACUCAAGGGGCUACCACAGGCGAGGUCAAGUCCAGUCAAGUUGCUGGAGAGAGUGGAACCAUGGUCAUCGCCGGAUGUCGAUACAAACCCUUGGCCCCUCCACCAUCCCUGCCAGAGUCGCAGCGGUGCAAGUGGUAUACAGAGCAAAUGGCUGCAUGCAAGGGCAGAUCACCAAUGUUUAUAGACGGAGUCAAUGUCAACCCAGCAGAGACCUACAGGAAACGAGCUGCAGAACUUGGAUGCCAGGGUGCCGGUCCUGCGCUAGCCUCCUGUUUGUUCUUGUGUCUGGUAUUAAACGGGCUUGCCUACUUCUUGUCCGGGUUUAACUGA